UAUGUUGGGUAUGACUGCUUUAAUGAAAUGGAUGAUGACUUAGUUUUCAGAGCUAAGCCUCCAACCAUUGAGUUUCCAAAAUUCAAUGGGAAAGAGGACGCAUGGUUGUGGUGGUAUGCAACUGACAGGUGGUUUAAGAACCACCCAACUAGGGAAGAGAGGAAGGCGCAUCUGGCGUCCUUCUACUUGGAGGGCGACACUCUGCAUUGGUGGGAAUGGUGGCAGAGUAUCGGUCAGAGUUUCUCAAGCUAGGAAAUCAGUCUAAAGGGGUGCUGAAGGAAACUUUGGUGUGGCUAUGCUUGGCUGGCCUGAAGCCGGAGAUUGCGGCGGCAGUCAGGGUAUUUGAAUCUGACUCGGUAAGAACUGCUUUCUGUCUUGCAGGUCACAAGGAAGAAGAACUUGCUAGCUGGAGGAGCACUAUCGGUCGCUAUCAGUGGGGGAGGCAGCAGCAGUUCCGCAGGCGGCGGGGGAGGAAGCGUAGCCGCCGGGGUGAGCACGGGAGCUGCAGGAGGGAAUCCACCUCCACUAGCGACCGCAGGGCCCAGACCUGGUCCCCAAGCUCCACCAAAAGGCUUCGUCAGACUGUCACCCGGUGAGAUUGAGUAGAAGCGGCGGGAGGGCAAGUGCUUCAACUGUAAUGAGAGGUUCACCGUCGGGCACCAAUGCCCAAGGCCAGAUUUAAUGAUGCUUGUAGGCCGCUGGGAAGAUGAUGCAGAGGAGGAGGCAACAGAAGACAAUGGAGGGAAUCAAUGAGCUCCAGUCAAUCUUGAGGGCAAGGUUGUUUCCAACGGGGCGGGGAUGAUAGAAACCCGCAUUUUUCCAUAAUUUGCUUAUUUGGAUUAUCUUUGUGGGUUUGUUAUUUUCGUAACUUUGUUUUUUGGUAAGAAAGCAUACGCUAAAGCGUCUGGGAAUCAUAUAUUAAUGAACCUGGGUUGUGAAACACCCAUAACAUCAUAGUUAAGCCAUUUACACAGCUCAUGGCUAUUCACAUCAAAAUGAUUUGUUCCAAAAGUAAGGUUGUGACCAAAAUAAGCAAGAAAAUCAGCAGCCUGAUUUCCUUCUCUAUACACAUGAGAAACAGACAUAAUCCAUUCACAAUUCAGAAGGUAGUUGAGAUGCUGAGCCAGCAGGCCGUGCCUGUGAUCGUCAUCCGAACGAUUUUUCAUGAUGGUGAUAGCAGUAGUAGAGUCCAACUUGAGUUCAACAUGGCGGAAACUUGUAGGGCUUAUUUGGGGAUAUUUAAUAAUUCGGGUAGCAGUAGGGAAUUGUCCAUUUUUUUUAUCAGAAUACUUGUACGUGGGAUUAGACCACUAAGCAAGAUUAAAUCCUAAAGAACUCUCUACUUUCCUUCUCUCUCCUCCUCUCGGCCGGCCGAACUCUCCUUCUUCCCUUCACUGUUGCCGAUCGGCAGCCACUCUUCUUCCUCCCUUUUUCAAUUUCCAAAACACCUCUGCUAUCCUAUUUUCUCAUUCAGGCGAGUCAUUACCUUGGUGAUUUGCCUCAUUUACCCAAACCCUAGAAAUCGAUAGAACCCUCAUUUUAGGUUUUUAUCAGGAUGGCCCAAAAAUUAGACAUAGAGAAGCCUUGUGAUAGGGUAGAGUGAGAAUUCUUAUAAUCUCUUAUUUAAAGUUUAGGUUUUUGUUAACUAUGAUUGAGUUGGUUACGAGAAUGUGUCACUAUAGAUUUUGGUUCUUAUUAAUGGUACUCCACAUGGCUAUUUCAACCAGAACGUGGCAUUUUGACAAGGGGAUCUACUCUCCCAAUUGAUUCGCUCUCUCUCUCUCUCUCUAUCUAUCUAUCUAUCUAUAUAUAUACUUCAGGUUUUUUCAUUCUUUCACAAGCAGUGCAAGCUCAGUUUAUUCAUGGACUGAAAAUACAUCGAUGGUGUGGUCGGUGAUAUAACAUCUUUUUUUGUGUGCAUAUGAUACUUAUCUUUUUUUUUUCCGUGAUUCACUUUUGGAAUGUCAUAACCUUCUUAGUCAAUUUGCAUCCUAUAAACAGGUAAGUGGCAAAAAAGUGAAUCUUUAGAAAUCCACCUUCACUUUCAGCAAUGAUGUCCUACCUACAGAAGUUGCUACCAUCAUCUCUCUUUUAUGAUUAUCAACUGGUGGCCAUCAAGACCGUUAAGCUCACAACAUCACUAAUGGAUCGUGGUGGGCUAGGAGCAAGUGUAAGCACGUUAGGUCAUCCAAAUACAACAGAUAGUACCCCUUAUUUCGAGCAUUGUGGAAAGGAUGUCAUCUAACCAGUCUCUUCUUUUCUUAUCUUAUACCACUCGUUAUAAAUAGGUGUACUAUUG
Molecule: messenger RNA, 2299 nt
Organism: Linum trigynum
Lineage: Eukaryota; Viridiplantae; Streptophyta; Magnoliopsida; Malpighiales; Linaceae
Source: the annotation of a GenBank genome assembly